GACGUUUAUAUAUCGGAAAGAGAGCCGCAACAAUCAUCAGCUUUUGCUCGCCUUCGGGGUCUCCGUGCCGUUGAAUGUGCCUUUCUAUUUUAUUUAUUCUUAUUUAGUCCGUCUUUCGGUAAAUUAAACUUAAACACGCUAAAAUGUUACUUAAAUUAUUAGUGAUUUGUGGGGGUCUAGCUGUUAUCCAUUGCCAAAAGGAACACCGGGACUGGGAUAUCGCAGUAGUAAUAAGUGAUCAAAUCGAGCUACUCCAAUCCAAUGGCACUCUGAUAGGCGCCACCGUGGAACAGUUUACGAAACUGAAAGCGUUAACUUUUGAUAACGUAAGACACCAGUUUGUUGUCAGCAAUAAUAAUCAAAGCAACGACACCAUUUUUACCGUCGAGCUUACCAAAGAGACUGAAAUCACUCCCAUAAUCCCGAAUCUUCCCGAUGUACUGGGUUUAGCAGUUGACCCAAUCGAAGAUGUUCUAUACUGGACUGACUCAACCAAUAAGGCAAUCAAUUAUGCCAAAUUGAACUCGAGUGUGUUAGAACCAAAACUGCUUUUCGAUUUUAGUGAUGCCACUCCUCAGGAUAUCGCCAUUGAUGUAUGCCGGAGACAAAUCUACUGGACCAACUCAGACCCCAACUAUCCGACCAUAGAAAGGGCCUUCCUAAACGGUUCCAAUCGCGAAGUUCUCAUCGAAUCAGGAUUGAAUCUCCCUAUAGGAAUUGCUAUCGAUUAUAAGGCGCAACGACUUAUCUGGGCCGAUAGGGGUGAAGGCAUUUACUACAGAAUAGACAGCUCCGAUCUAGAUGGCAACAAUAGGCAACUUAUUUACAACGGAACCGACAUUAAACCCUUUGGGAUAGCGGUUGAUGAUUUGUCAGUAUACUGGACCGAUAUCGUUAAUAAUGCCUUAUGGAGGUUUUACAAAUCUGAUAAGGAGGGUGUGGAGGCUAAGCCGGAAACGAUUCGCAUGUUUAAGGGACAGCCGAUGGGAGUUAUUGCCAAAAACGCUCAAAUCAGAAACUAUCCGGACUGUAAGGAGCUGGAAGUAGCUAUUGAGAACUAUCGUGGUGAAUCUAAGGAAAUUUUCGAUACUACUGAUCCGGAAGAAGUUAAGGAUAUCGAGUGUUUAAAUGGGGGGCAGUUAAAUGGUAAAUACUGCAAAUGUACCCCAGGUUACAGUGGCCGUUACUGCGAACAAAACAAAUGUCACAACUUCUGUGUACACGGCGCGUGCUAUUUUUCCGGAAGCGGAUAUCCCCAGUGCAGCUGCCCCAGAGGUUUCGGGGGAGAAAGAUGCCAACUAGACAUGUGUUCGACCUACUGCUUAAAUAACGGCCUUUGCAGCUACUAUAAGGGAGAUCUGUUGCCUUCUUGUCAAUGCACCCAGCAUUUUACCGGCAGUAGGUGCGAAAUCAGCACGGAUUUCCAUAGUUUGUGCGGAUUGUACUGUCGCGAAAGCACUAACGUGAAUGAUUACUUGGUGUCCAAAGAUAGGGAGCUAGUGUGUAGGUGCGAAAAUGAAAAUGGAAAAUUCGUCAUCUCGCAAAACAACGUGACCGUGCCGGCAUUAUAUUCGGAAAGUUCGCCGUUACGUGGCCAGAGUUUCUUCGAAAAAUUCACAACUGACAGCGAGUAUACGACCUUGGUGCUGGUGUGCUGUCUCUGCGUGGUCUUAAACGUCAUUUUAUUCGUUUACCUUUUCGCUAGUCGCCCAAACAAACGGCCGAUAAUUAAGAGAAGAGUUAUUGUUAAUAAGAACGUUACCCCUUUGACCUAUCGUCCCCAGCCUACUACUGAACAGUGCGAAAUUACGAUGAUCGAGAAUUGUUGUAAUAUGAACGUGUGCGAAACGCCUUGUUUCGAGCCAUCCGCCUUCAGGAAGAACAAGGAAGACAAAAAAGUGCUUCUCUCCGACAUGGAAAACGGUGAAGACACUUAUUAAGAUUUUUAUCCAGUUGUAGUAGGCUGUGAACACAAAGUAUUAGACUGUUCAUAUUAACAUGACCAAUCGAAUCCCGAUUAGGUAUAGCUAAUACCUAAAAAACACAACUUUAGGUUGAAGUGACGUAAAAUUUUAAAAAUUUGAUCAUUUGGAAGAGCAAAUUUUUAAAAUACCCUUUAGGUCACUUCAGAAAUAAAUAUUUAGUGAACAGUCGAUUUGUUAAGUUUGAUAAUAUUUAUAAAUGAACUAACAAAACGAUUAAGCUGCAAAAUGGAGGGUUACUAUUUUUUUUGGUAGCUUUUUUACAAACAAAAAACCGACAAAGUUUAAGUUCCUAAUCAUCUUAUGUAAUUUAAAUGCCAUCUUUAUGUCUCGUUAUUACUUGUUUUAAGAGAUUUUUGCCAUGGACAAAUAGCACAGACAUUAACAAAUUGCUUUAAGCUCGAUUUUUAAUUCCCUUUUUAUCUCGAUGAUUUGGAAAAAUAAUUUUUAUAUACUAGUAAGGAAAUAUAAAUUAUAUUAAUUGAACUUUAAAAUAUUACCGGUUCUAGAUGGAAUGAAUAUAGAAUUUGGAUGGAAAAGUGAAAGUUAUAGCAUAAUUCAAUGCAAUUAUUUACAACUUAAUUUAAAAAAAAACGUCAGCAUAAACAAUAUAAUUAAAACUAUUAUUGAUUUAUGCAGAAUUUUUGUUAAGGCCUUUGGACAACCACUAUAUAAACCAACAAUCUCAUCUAUAACACCUAAAAAUCAUAAUUCAGUAGUAGUAAAAUUUCGUACCAAUGUACCAUGACAAAAUAUGAUAAAAAAGUUAUAAUAACUUUAUAUUAAAGUUUUUGAGACAGCUCUAGACAACUAUCAAAGACAAACUCUCGUUUAUGGCUCGAUGGUCACCUAAAAAUCAACUUCAUACUAACAAAUACACAUAAUUCAGUGCUAUUCCAUACUAUCAAUUCCAUGGCAAAAAUACAAUAAAUUCAUCUAGAGCUAAAAUGUCAACAUAAAUAUAAUGCUAAAAGCUAUUGCCCUAUGUUACUUUAACGCCUCCCGACAACUACUAAAGACCAAAUUAUUUAAUUUGUAUUUAAAGCUUUUUUUUUGAGGUUAUCUAGGUUAAGAUGUAGUCUCAAAAAUGAUUUUACCUCAUAAUAUUUUUAAAA
This is a messenger RNA of Anthonomus grandis grandis, 3097 nucleotides long. RefSeq names its product protein cueball. The transcript has 8 exons. The record is from RefSeq and is a predicted model, not a curated record. The coding region runs from base 144 to 1940 and encodes 598 amino acids. Lineage: Eukaryota; Metazoa; Arthropoda; Insecta; Coleoptera; Curculionidae.